Iphiclides podalirius (scarce swallowtail) is the source of this 987-nucleotide messenger RNA. The record is from the annotation of a GenBank genome assembly. Lineage: Eukaryota; Metazoa; Arthropoda; Insecta; Lepidoptera; Papilionidae.
AUGUCCGUAGCCGAGAGAAGCAAUGCGGCGACCUUCAUCCAGUUCACGACGGUCAAGCCGUUCUCGUACAUGGGCUCGACAUUCAAAUGCUUCUACUGCACGCAGUACUAUCCAGAAUUUGGCAGUCUGCUCGAGCACACGUCGACCCACCAAAUCGACGAUAGGGAGACAAUUCUCAACAGACACAUACCGCGCGGGAAACGAUUCAUGCUAGCCGAUGUGUCGAAUCUGCAAUGUCGACUAUGCGAACAGCACCACCAGGAUCUGGACGCGGUCAGGCGGCAUUUGGAGAUGGAGCACGGGAAGCGGUUCCGGCCGGCGGGCAACGGCAUGACCGAGUACAAAGUGGCGGCGCAAGACGGCCCGCUGAAAUGCCACAUGUGCGAGGACACCUUCCACAGUUUCGCCCUGCUCAGCGCGCACGUGUACCGUCACGUCGGCAAAGUCGUGUGCGAGCGCUGCGGCGCCGGCUUCCCCAACCAGCACCUGCUCUCGAAGCACACCGAGACCCACCUCACCGAACGCUUCGGCUGCAAACACUGCGACAGGGUCUUCGCCAAGAGGAGCCAGCGGAAGUACCACACGGACACCGUGCACCUUCUAAAGGACAGGGUCAAGCCGAAGAAGUGCCACCUCUGCUCGCUGACGUUCAAAGAACACCACAGCAAGAUGCUGCAUUUGAAGCGAGCGCACGGCCUGGCGAGGAGCUUCAACUGCCACGUGUGCAACGCCGUAUUCGUCACGCGGCGCGCCCUCACCGACCACACCACGAAAACGCACACCGAAAAGUUCAAGUGCGAGACGUGCUCCAAAUGCUUCGCGGUAUCCUCGAAACUGAAGCAGCACGUGGUGAGCCACAGCGGCGAGCGGAGUUUCGUGUGCCCCGUAUGCAACAAGCCGUAUAUGCACAAGACAACGCUGAGGAAACAUAUGCGUAGUCACACCGCCGCCAGUGAAGCAUCGAAUGACGCCAAGUUCAAGUUAUCU